This is a messenger RNA of Zea mays, 1710 nucleotides long. RefSeq lists its product as uncharacterized. The coding region runs from base 150 to 1079 and encodes 309 amino acids. Lineage: Eukaryota; Viridiplantae; Streptophyta; Magnoliopsida; Poales; Poaceae. The record is from RefSeq and is a predicted model, not a curated record. The transcript is spliced from 2 exons.
CUCUCUUUUUUUCCCACGUCAAAGAGCUGAAGAAAAACCUCUGCGACCUGCUCGUCGAGUGAGCCGUUUGGUCGCGUCUCCACCCAAACCCUAAUCCUCGUCCAAUCGUCCCACCCACCCCGGCCCCUCCUCUUGAAGCCGCCAUCGCCAUGACGACCCCCUUCCGCCCGUCCCCGCCGGCGCCCUCUGCCAAGGGCGGCUGCGGCGGCGACCGCUGCGCCUCGGGCCGCGACGCCUGGCCGCUCCACCACUUCCGUCACGAGGGCGUCUUCUGCCUCCUCUGCUCCUCCUGCGUCCUCCUCUACAGCCCGUCCGCCUUCUGCUCCGCCUGCCUCCACCUCCUCUCCUCCUGCCCCGCCGCUGCCGCCGCUCCCCCGGGCGACCCUGCCGUCGCCCCGCCCGGGCCCACAGCGCCCUGCUCCGCCUGCGGCGUCUCCGUCGCGCACCUCUCGUGCGUCCCGGCGGAGCACCCAGCGCCCUUCGUCUGCCCGCCCUGCGCCGCCGCUGCCGACGGCAGCGCCUUCUCGUUCGCGCCAGCGCCCGGCCGCCGCCCGCUCGAGGAGCGCGACGCGCGGGUCCUCCUCGUCGCCGCGCGUCUCGCGCACGACUCCGUCAGCCGCGCCGCGGCCGCCGCCCGCGAGGAGGCGGAGCGCCGCGUCGCCGAGGCCGCCUCGGCCAGGAAGCGCACCCGCGAGAUGCUCGACGCCGCCUUCCGCGCGCUCGAGGCGGAGGCCAGGGACGCCAAGAUGAGGCCGGCCGCGCCCGCGCCCACGCCCGCGGCCGCCCAGCCCCCAGCCCCCAAGAAGAAGCCCGAGGCAGCCCAGCCCGCGCCCCCCAAGAAGAAGCACGAGGCCAAUAGGGACAGGGACAAGAUGCUCAAGCUCAACGCCAUGCAGCAGCCUGCGCUGGCGUUCGCGGCGGCUGCAGCUGCGGCGGCGGCAGCCACUUCGGUGCCAUUGCCGACUCCCUCAUCAAGGGAGGAGAAGAAGCCUGUCGUGAAACAAGAAGCGCAAGGCUCUGCGCCUCCACCGAGGGAUGAUCAGGAUCGCUUUCCUCUGUUUGGGACCUUGCAGUCGUGAGAUUGUUGGUGCUGUAAUCUGCUUCUUCCUCCCCCUAUUCCAUUGUGUUAGCGUGAUUUUGUGCAGCGAAACAGUCUGAGGAGAGACUGAGGUUUGCCGUGCAGUGAUCUUGCAAAGUGUAAGGAUCGCAUUUCAGAGUCUCCUCACCGUAUAUCCUACUCUUUGGCAUGCUAGCUGAUCUUCCAUCCAUCAUAGCUGUUCUGCAUCCUGUGUUCCGAUUUGUUCUCUCGUAUUUCUAGUGAAAUGAUUUCCAAGAUGAAGUGCAACCAGGUUCUCCAGCUUCCAAACUGUCACUGGUGGCUUAGCUAGAUUUAGGAGACAUGGACAUCAGGGUUUUAGAACGAUGAGCAUCCCAAUUGCUCGUCCAUCCUGUUGCACUGUGGAUUGGAUAGACCAAAUGCUUAGUUGAUUGGACCAUAGGGUCAUCAAGUUGCCUGUCACACAAAUCUCCUUCACAAGUGAAUGCUAAAAUAACAGAAAUGUGUAUUAUGCAGAUCUCCCACCCAUUUGGUAUAUGCUAAACUUGUAAGUUUUGUUCGAGCUCAUUGCUUUGUUAAGAUAACAGAGAUUGAUAUGGUAUAUUGGUAUCCAUGGAAUGCAGUUGUGUGGUCAUACAGAUCUUCCAUUUCAA